This is a messenger RNA of Suillus plorans, 1520 nucleotides long. Its product is annotated as WD40-repeat-containing domain protein. The transcript is spliced from 4 exons. The coding region runs from base 129 to 1205 and encodes 358 amino acids. Gene Ontology annotation, molecular function: protein binding. Lineage: Eukaryota; Fungi; Basidiomycota; Agaricomycetes; Boletales; Suillaceae. The record is from RefSeq and is a predicted model, not a curated record.
AAACGCACCUGCAGAAGACUUCAACGAUCUCCCUCCUGACUUGAAUAUCCAUUGAAACGCCCGCUCCGUAGCAACUUUCGUGUCUGCAUUCGUCUUUCUGUGUACAAGUCAAGUACAUCUGCAUUCUCAUGAAUCCCGAAAUCCAAUUAAUGACGGAGCAUCCAGCCUCUACGAAGCACGAGAAUUUAGAGAUAACGCCUUGCCGAAAGAUCGAUGUAAAGAACGACAUCCGCUACAUCAUACACCUACCCGAUAGACAGCGGAGUAUCAUUUAUUCAUUGGAUGGGUCAUUUCGAGCCUGGGAUUUGGAGAGGAACACGCAAUUUGGGGAGGAAUGGGAGGACAAACAAAAAGGAGUGCACGCCAUAGCAUUGUCGCCGGACGGCAAGACAGUAGCAACUGGGAGUAGCGAUGGCACAGUGAGAUUGCGGAACGUCGACACGGGCAAGGUCAUCAAAAAAUUAAUGGGGCAUACAAACAGAGUGUGUUCUGUGUGCUGGAGUUCAGGCGGAGGGCGAGUGGUGAGCGGGUCCUGGGAUGAGACAUUCAGAGUAUGGGAUGUCGAGAGCGGAAAAACUAUCCUCGGACCAAUCAAGGCAAUGCAAGGCAUGAAUGCGGUUUGCUACUCACCUGAGGCCAAUAUGAUUGCCAUAGGCGGGUACGCAGUACUGAAAAUCUGGGAUGCCAACACCGGCGAUUUGCUCAAAACACUCAACGCUGGAUCCGGAAUCACGUGCCUGGCAUGGACCUCGGAUGGAAAAACGCUUAUCGCCGGGGGAUUGUUUAAUGCCAUUAAAUUCAACACAGCGACAUGGACGAUUCUUCCAGUUAAUGUGCGCAAAAACUUCAUCAAUACCGUUUCACUAUUUCCCAAUGAGCACGGCGGCUACAUCCUUGCAUGCGCAAGCGGAGCACCCUUGGACAAGACAGUGCAACUAUGGAACCUCAAAACCGAUCAACCCAUUGGAACACUACUUCACCAUGAAGACUAUGUGAACUCUGCGACCUUUUCUUCAGAUGGAAAGUUGCUCAUCACUAGCUGCUCCGACGGUCACAUAUACACAUGGGACCUCACCGCUAUCGUCAACAAAAUUGCUGAUGCUACACUACAACCAGCUCCAAAGAUGAACGGUGCUGCUCGAAUACCCCCAGGUUUUUUUGAUGAUACACUGCGAGAGGCUAAUGUACGUGAUCUCCAUCCGUGAUUGAAUUCUUUGAUAAAUAUGUUGGCAGUUGCGGACUAGUCUAUCCCAAUCCCAUGGGCUACACAACCGUCCCACUCUAGCACCAAGUCAAAGCAUCCUCAGUCGAUUUUCCACCUUCUGGCGUCUCUUCAAGCCACAUGGGGCAACUGAAUCAGACACCCAAUCCCGCCCCCGAUCUCUCAGCUGGAAUCGAAACCGAGUGUCUGGUAUAUUCCGCAGACGAGAUGGAUCGGACGUUCAGUUGCGAGAGUGUGAGGUCCCUUACACAGCGGGCAAGCCUAGGAAUUAUCACGCAAGAAAGAAGAAGUCAGCUCC